This is a messenger RNA of Anarrhichthys ocellatus (wolf-eel), 4469 nucleotides long. RefSeq names its product CWC22 spliceosome associated protein (gene cwc22). Gene Ontology annotation, molecular function: RNA binding; protein binding. Bases 107 to 3211 code for a protein of 1034 amino acids. The transcript has 20 exons. Gene Ontology annotation, cellular component: catalytic step 2 spliceosome. Gene Ontology annotation, biological process: mRNA splicing, via spliceosome. The record is from RefSeq and is a predicted model, not a curated record. Lineage: Eukaryota; Metazoa; Chordata; Actinopteri; Perciformes; Anarhichadidae.
AUCCGGAAGCUGUCCGUUACCUGGAAGUAUUUAACUUAUUGUAGGAAGUUUUCCGCCAUAAGAACGACACUGAUUUAACGGACAAAAAUAAGGAAAACAGAACGGGAUGGACUCUCCAGGCAGAAGUCAAAGGCCCUGUCCUGCUCAAAAGCAACAAAGUGGACCUUCAGAGGACGAGUCCAGUCCUGCAGCAGAGAAGCCUCAACAGGCCGGCUUGGUUGAAAGAAGCCCCAAAGAGAAGUCGUCCCCUCGAGCCAGUCCUGCAGGCCACUCCCCCGCCAGGAGCGCCGCCUCCAGCAGCUCAAACGACAGCAGCAGCAGCAGUGAUGAGGAUGAACAUAAUGGUGCACUGAGGAAGUUAAGGAGCAGUGUGGCUCAGAUCAAAAGAUCAAGAUCCAAGUCCAUGUCCAGAGAAAGAGACCGAUCCAUAUCCAGAGAGCGAGAAAGAUCCAGGUCUAGAGAGAGAGACCGAUCAAGAUCCAGAGAGAGAGACAGGUCCAGGUCAAGAGGACGAGACAGAUCCAGGUCCAGAGAGAGAGACCAUGACCGGGGGCGCCACGACAGAGGACGCUAUACACGGGAUCGCUAUGACGAUCGCCGUGACGAUAGGGAUGGGCGGUUUGACCGGUGGCCCAAUCGGGAUGCAGAGUCGGACCACAGGAGGAGAGGGCGCUCCGGCUCCCCUCCAGCAGACAGGGAGCCGGCGGCGGCAGGGGAGCCGGCGGCCAAGAAGAAGAAGGAGGAGAUCGACCCGAUCCUGACGAGGACGGGUGGAGCUUACAUCCCCCCCGCCAAGCUGCGCAUGAUGCAGCAGCAAAUCACUGACAAGACCAGCCUGGCCUAUCAGAGGAUGAGCUGGGAGGCCCUGAAGAAGUCCAUCAACGGUCUGAUCAACAAAGUCAACGUGUCCAACAUCGUGUUCAUCAUCCAGGAGCUGCUGCAGGAGAACAUCGUCAGGGGGAGGGGUCUGCUGUCUCGCUCGGUGCUGCAGGCUCAGGCGGCAUCUCCGACCUUUACUCACGUCUACUCCGCCGUCGUCUCCAUCAUCAACUCCAAGUUCCCUCAGAUUGGAGAGCUGAUCCUCAAGCGUCUCAUCCUGGCCUUCAGGAGGAGCUACCGCCGCAACCUCAAGCAACAGUGCCUGACAGCCUCAAAGUUUGUGGCGCAUCUCAUCAACCAGAACGUGGCCCAUGAGGUUCUCUGUCUGGAGAUGCUCACUCUGCUGCUGGAGCGUCCGACUGACGACAGCGUGGAGGUGGCCAUCGCCUUCCUGAAGGAGUGUGGACUCAAGCUGACCGAGGUGUCCCCGCGAGGAAUCAACGCCAUAUUUGAGCGUCUCAGGAAUGUCCUCCACGAGUCGGCCAUUGAUAAGAGGGUCCAAUACAUGAUCGAGGUGAUGUUUGCCAUCAGGAAGGACGGUUUCAAGGAUCAUGCAGUGAUCCCAGAGGGCCUGGACCUGGUGGACGAGGAAGACCAGUUCACCCACAUGCUGCCACUGGAUGACGAGUACAACACCGAAGACAUCAUCAAUGUGUUUAAGAUGGACCCAGACUUCCUGGAGAACGAGGAGAAAUACAAAACCAUUAAAAAAGAUAUCCUGGACGAGGGCAGCAGUGACUCGGGGGAGGAUGGCGAAGGCAGCCACGAAGAGGAAGACGAUGAAGAUGAGAAGGCGGCGGAGGAGGGAGGAGAUGAGAAGGUCACCAUCUUUGAUCAGACAGAAGUCAACCUGGUUGCUUUCAGAAGAACCAUUUACCUCGCUAUCCAGUCCAGUUUGGACUUUGAGGAGUGCGCUCACAAGCUGAUCAAGAUGGACUUUCCUGACAGCCAGACGAAGGAGCUUUGUAACAUGAUCCUGGACUGCUGCGCUCAACAGAGAACCUAUGAGAAGUUCUUUGGUCUGCUGGCCGGGAGGUUCUGUCUGCUGAAGAAGGAGUACAUGGAGAGCUUUGAGGGGAUUUUUGCAGAGCAGUACGAAACCAUUCACCGGCUGGAGACCAACAAACUGAGGAACGUGGCUCGGCUGUUCGCUCACCUGCUCUACACAGACUCUGUGCCCUGGAGCGUGCUGGAGUGCGUCCGGAUGAGCGAGGACACCACGACGUCGUCCAGCAGGAUCUUUGUUAAGAUCCUUUUCCAGGAGCUCUGUGCCUACAUGGGCCUCCCCAGACUCAACCAGAGGCUCAAAGACCCGACUCUGCAGCCGUACUUUGAAGGUCUCUUCCCUCGGGAUAAUCCCAGAAAUACUCGCUUUGCCAUCAACUUCUUCACCUCUAUCGGACUGGGAGGACUGACGGACGAGUUGAGGGAACAUUUGAAGAACGCUCCCAAGAUGAUCAUGACUCAGAACCAGGAAGUGGAAUCCUCUGACUCCUCCUCUUCAUCCUCCUCUUCAUCCUCCUCCUCAGACUCCUCCAGCGAAUCAGAUUCUGACUCCUCCAGCAGCAGCUCAGACUCAGACAGCAAACACAGAAAGAAGAAGAAGAGAAAAGAACAAAGCGAGGUGAAGAACAACAAGAAGAAGAAAGGGGAGGAGAAGAAGAAGAAGAAGAAGGAAAAACAGUCGGACAAGAAGCAAGUCGGACGCAAGAACGGCGACGACGAGGAGGAUGAUGACAGCAAUGACGAGAAGCAGGCUAAGGACAGGAAAGGCCUUGCACGUGAGGUGGAGGGGCGUGAGCGUGCACGUGAGGUGGAGGGGCGUGAGCGUGCACGUGAGGUGGAGGGGCGUGAGCGUGCACGUGAGGUGGAGGGGCGCGAGCGUGCACGUGAGGUGGAGGGGCGUGAGGUGGAGGGGCGCGAGCGUCCACGUGAGUUGGAGGGGCGCGAGCGUCCACGUGAGUUGGAGGGGCGCGAGCGUCCACGUGAGUUGGAGGGGCGCGAGCGUCCACGUGAGGUGGAGGGGCGCGAGCGUCCACGUGAGGUGGAGGGGCGCGAGCGUCCACGUGAGGUGGAGGGGCGCGAGACUACCCGCCGGAGCAGACGGGACGAAAGGGCCGAGGAGGAGCAGGAGGAGGACAGGAGACGCAAAAUGGACUUUCAAGGCCGACAAAGAGAAGGAGAGAGUGAGAGAGAGCAAGGGAGGGAGAGAGAGACUGAGGAGAAGAGAGAGGGCGAGAGAGAGCGAGAGAAGCCGAGGGACAGAGAGAGGAAUAAAGAGAACAGAGACAGGAACAGAGAGAGAGAGGAGAGGAGGAGGAGGAGGAGGUAAAACAUCAGCGAUGGACUGACGGCUGUCAUCUCUUGCUUCUUUACCUCAUCCCGUCACUCUGGUUCUUUUGGGUUUGGGACCUGUCACUGUCUCUCUUCGCCUGUUUCUCUGUUCCUAAUCUGUCUGUCUGUAUUUUCUAUUAUUGAUUUUUGCUGUUGAUGAAAUUUGAAAAAAAAAAAAAAACAUUAAAGUUGCUUUAGAUGUUUUUUUAAAAUCUGUUUCCGGUUCAACUGUUUUCAGCAUCCGACCAGUAUUCUUAUUUCACUGUGCAGUCACUGAUCAGCCACUGUCCUCAGUAAAACAUCUAUAUUUUAAUAUGUUCUACUUAUCACCAUCACUACUACUGCAGUUUGUAAUAUUUAAUAAUAGUGAUAGCUAUUAAUCAUGAUCUCAAUAUGAAGCCAAACAUUUUUGGUCAUCAUGCUUUUUAUAUUCUGAGCAGAAUGCUGCAGUGUUUGCUCUUCAGCUCCUCUUCUCCAAAGAACAGACUGAGGAUGAGUGUAAUGUAGCUCUUUCGAUUGCUACGUCCUUUGAAUACGUACAAUCAAAUUAUAAAUGUGACCAAUGUGAUUUGGACCAAAAAUGUGACACUUUGUGAAAGUUGCUUGUUAGCUUAGGAACUUCCUUUGUACAGAGCUGUGUCUCCUCGUUUCUAGUCUUUAUGCUAAGCUACGCUAACGAAUAAGCAUAUUUCUGCAAAAUGUCAAACUGUUCCUUUAAGAGAGAAAUAAAUAUAUACAGUAUAUUGGAAUACCGGAAAAAGACAAAAAAAACUACAGAAGUAGAGCCAAUACAUUAUCCGCAGUAGAAGAAGGGACCACACUGCAGGAAUACAGAUGAUGCCAAUAUAAAAUCUACAGAGUGAAACUAGUGGAAGCAGCUGCUUAAAAUUGUCCAAACGUUUUGUGAAACCAGGUGAUACCAGUACCAACGGUAGCACCAACAGGUGAAGACCAGCUGGACCUCUUUGUACCACGGUUAUGUAGGCCUACAGGUGUUUCCUGGCUUAUACAGGCUCACCUGUUUCAGGUUUCACCACUUGAAUAAUAAAAAAAACAGUUCAGGUUGCUGAAGGCAGCAUUUUUGUUAACGGUAAACAUCAGCUCGCGUCGGCACAGAAUGUGCUGAUGUCGGCAGUGAACAUGUUUCAUCAACAGAAGCAAUGGUGUUUCUGCGGUCCGGCGCGCCCUCACCUCUCACCUGCUUGGUAUCUGUGGGCUGACGCAUCUGUGGGCUGAUGAACAGGUAAACCACUCCA